Molecule: messenger RNA, 2584 nt
Organism: Thamnophis elegans (Western terrestrial garter snake)
Lineage: Eukaryota; Metazoa; Chordata; Lepidosauria; Squamata; Natricidae
Gene: PTP4A3
Product: protein tyrosine phosphatase 4A3
Exons: 7
Coding region: 881-1402 (173 amino acids)
Biological process (GO): protein dephosphorylation; endothelial cell migration
Cellular component (GO): nucleus
Molecular function (GO): protein tyrosine/serine/threonine phosphatase activity
Source: RefSeq, a predicted model, not a curated record
CUCCCACCUUCCGCCCGGGCUUUGCACGCGGGAGGCGCGAGGUCUGCGCUGCUGCUCCGGAUUUGCAAAAAAAAAAAAAAAAAAUCCCCCCAAAUUUCCAAAAUACGGGUGUGCAUUGGUGCAUUGUUACUUGGGAAGAAGUGCCAAGGAUGGAAAUCCAAGAACGGAGAUGAAAUUAUUUGGCGCAGCGUUGGGCUAUAUCGGGCACUGUUCUGGAAAUCUGUUCUAAUUUUGAUCAUCCUGCAUGCUGAUCGCCUGUGGAUUUAUGGAGGGGGCUGGGCGCACUUUUGAGCACUGCCACGCACAGCAUCCCUCCCGUUGAAAGAGGACAGUGUCCCGCCCAAACCUGGCCUCCUAGAGCCCCUUGGGCUUCACCAUUCAGAGACCCCGUGGAUGGCUGUUGCAGUCCGCGGGAAGCUUUUACCUGCAGUUCCCCAAUUCUGAGCUGCCCCGGGCUCCUCUCGCUGCCCCCAAAUAUUUCACAUAUCCAGAUGGGGUAACGUGAAAGCCUGCGAGAUAACACCAGCGUGUUCGCUGAAUGCAGAGGCCUUUGUGAGGAAGAGGAGGAGGAGGAGAAGAAGUGGAGAACUAAGAAGGGAAGUUGGGCGGCACUGAAGGACGACUACUUAAAAUUGCACACUACGGAUUUUUUUUUUUAAAAAAAAGGAAAACAAAGUAUUACUCAGUCUCAAGCACAGGGUCCCUUUUUUAAAAAAAUUCGAGGAUUUUAGAGAAUCCAGCGUUAUCCUAUUUGCACAACGUUUGUGUUGAUUGUGAAGGCGGGAAAGGAGAGAGUCUGGUCCGGCUCUCGUCACGUGGUCCCGUUUUGGAUUUGCAAUUGGUUUUUUUUCUCAAGAGGCCACCUCGGCUUGUCUCCACCAUGGCGCGCAUGAACAGGCCUGCCCCUGUGGAAGUGUGCUACAAGAACAUGAGGUUCCUGAUAACCCACAACCCAACGAACGCCACACUGAACACUUUCAUUGAGGACCUGAAGAAAUACGGCGCAACCACAGUUGUGAGAGUGUGUGAAGUGACCUAUGACAAGACUCCCCUGGAAAAGGAUGGCAUAAAAGUGAUGGAUUGGCCCUUUGACGAUGGAGCGCCACCACCCAACAAAAUUGUGGACGACUGGCUCAACCUGCUGAAAACCAAAUUCUGCGAGGACCCCGGGUGCUGCGUUGCUGUCCAUUGUGUAGCUGGCCUGGGACGGGCUCCAGUUCUGGUUGCGCUGGCCCUAAUUGAGAGCGGGAUGAAAUACGAAGACGCCAUCCAGUUCAUUAGACAGAAACGCCGAGGAGCCAUCAACAGCAAACAGCUGACCUACUUGGAGAAAUACCGCCCCAAGCAGCGCCUGCGUUUCAAGGACCCCCAGAACCACAAGAAUAAAUGCUGCAUCAUGUAACCUCCGUGGUGUCUCUUGCCCGGAAUCCCACCCGAGGAAGACGAACCAUGCCACACUCAAAAUGCACAGGGCUUGUACUUCUGACGUUUGCAGAGGACAUUUUUGUCACAACUCCCCCCCCCUUUUUUUUUGAGUCGUUCCCAGGCAAGGAGAACGCUGGUUUGCCCCUCCCUUGUUUGGUUUCAAAGCCUUGAAAUAACGCUGGUUUUUCCUCCCCCCCACCCCCUUCCCUCUCUCCUCCUUUUCCCGAAUAUUUUGUCCUGCCGAAAAGCUCUUUGUAUAACGACAUCAACUUUCAAUGCAAUAACUCCGGAGCGUUCUCUUUUCCUCCGGAGAACUUGAUGAGAUGGGUUAAGGAAUGAAUUAGCUAAAGUAGAAGGCCGUAGGGAUUGGACAGGCCUGUAGUUGAAGCCCAUUUAUGUCUGGGCCGAGAUAAACCUAGAUACACCGUGGAAGCUGAGUUAGUUGGGGGAUACAAGUGGGUGUUGUGCUGUGCUGUGCUUGGUUCAUUGGCUCCCUGGCUUUCGUGUUUGAACAGAUUGCUGGGUCAUCCUCUCCUGCCAGGGUUGAGAACCAUCCCCUUGAAUAGGAGACCAUCUAGUCGGUAGAGAUGAAUCCCUUGAUCCCGAGGUGUCUUCCACUCCCCCUCACCUCCAACGGUAUGCCGUUUCCCUUUAUGCCCAUGAAGUCAUAAAACUCCCCAUCGAUCGGAUAAGUGUUGCUACUUUUGGAUGUUCUUGGAGAAGAAAGGGGUUGAGGUUGGAGAGAGGAAAGGUGGCCUGUGUUGAAGAGAGAGAGAACCGAAGGAUUUGGGCAGGUGGGAAAGAAGGUUGGGGGAAUUGGGAGGUGGGAAUUAUUGAUCGUACGGAGUGGCACUUGUUUUUGGGGUGGGGUCUCGGUAUCAUUGGUCACAAUAGGUUCAGAGGUUUUGAGGAGGAAGCUGAGAACAUCCCUUUUCUGAAGGGUUAGGGUUUUUUUUUUCUUUUUGUCUUGUGGAAGUAGCUGGCCGAGAAUCAUUUUUCGUAAACAUUCAGUAUUGACUUUGUGGAAUUGAUGUUUUUUUUAAAAAAAAUAAAGCCUCUUCACAUCCCCCCUGUGAUUUUAUGGAUCCUAGAGCUGUGAUGGCAAACCUUUUGAGUGCCCAAACCGGAUCAGCUGGCCAGCUGAUCUUUGCAUGAGCCA